AACUUCAAUUCGCGAUCAAUAUUUUCGCCAUUGCCAUUUCAGCUCUCACUCAUCAGGUGAUUCCCGCAAAAAAACCACGAAACCUACCUCCCUGAGAAAGUAGUUAAUUUCUUCCAUUGAUUGGUCGUCAAUUGAUCAAGUGAGUCGAUGUCGUUCUCGUUCUUCAAGGCCUUAAGGCCUAAAACCCCACAAGAACUCGCCAGAGCAAUCAAAGACAGCCUCAUGGCUCUCGACACCAAAACCGUUGUUGAGGUGAAGACACUCGAGAAGGCAUUGGAAGAAGUGGAGAAGAAUUUUGGUGCAAUGAAAGUUAUGCUUUUAGGAGAUGGGGAGGUUGAACCAAACGUUGAUCAAAUUAUACAAUUGACUGUAGAAAUUUGUAAAGAGGAUGUAGUUGCUCUUUUCUUUCACAAGUUAUCAAUACUUGGGUGGGAGGCAAGAAAAGAUCUAGUCCAAUGUUGGUCCAUACUAUUGAAGCAAAAGGUUGGAUCAACUUACUGUUGUGUGCAAUUCCUGGAGAACCAUUCGGAUUUACUAGACUUUCUGGUUGCAGGUUAUGAUAACAAGGAGAUCGCCUUAAAUUGUGGAAACAUGUUGAGGGAAUGCAUCAAGUUCCCGACUCUUGCAAAAUAUAUGUUGGAGUCUCCGAGCUUUGAACUAUUUUUCAAGUAUGUGGAGCUUGCUAACUUCGAUGUUGCUUCUGAUGCAUUUUCCACCUUUAAGGAUCUGCUCACCAAACAUCCAAUUGCAGUAUCUGAAUUCUUAACUUCUCAUUAUGAUGAGUUCUUUGAGCAGUAUGAAAAACUGUUAACCUCUAGUAACUAUGUAACAAGAAGACAAUCCUUGAAGCUUCUGUCCGAGUUUCUUUUGGAGCCUCCAAGCUCCCAUAUAAUGAAACGUUACAUUGCAGAAGUUCAGCACUUCAAAGUCAUGAUGACAUUACUCAAGGAUACGAGCAAAAACAUCCAGAUCUCUGCAUUUCAUAUUUUUAAGAUCUUUGUGGCUAACCCGAAUAAACCUCGAGAAAUAAAAGUCAUAUUAGCCAAGAAUCAUGAAAGGUUACUAGAAUUGCUAAACAAUCUAUCCGCUGGAAAAGGUGGCGAUGAUGAUCAAUUUGAAGAGGAGAAGGAACUUAUUAUCAAAGAAAUAGAAAGAGUAUCUCAACUCCCAAAUCUUGAUUCUUAGAUACAAAACCAGACUAUCUUUGGUUGAAAUAAACAGCCAAACGCUGCCUGCCUUAGGGUUUCUAAUCUGAUUAUGUGUAUCAAAUAUAAAUCAACGGAUAUAUAUUUAUUCGGCUUUCAGCUUGGUUCGAUUUACUGUUUUGGAGAAUUAAGUCUACAAGAUGCUGAUCUAUAUGUAAACCUCAAAUAUAUGUAACUAUGGUGCCUUGCCCCUAGUCA
This is a messenger RNA of Cynara cardunculus var. scolymus (artichoke), 1403 nucleotides long. Its product is annotated as calcium-binding protein 39. Gene Ontology annotation, molecular function: protein serine/threonine kinase activator activity. The transcript has 12 exons. The coding region runs from base 148 to 1185 and encodes 345 amino acids. The record is from RefSeq and is a predicted model, not a curated record. Gene Ontology annotation, biological process: intracellular signal transduction. NCBI's taxonomy places the organism in Eukaryota, Viridiplantae, Streptophyta, Magnoliopsida, Asterales, Asteraceae.